AUGGAGGCACCGGACUGCCACUACCAGUUCCGGAUCGCGCUGCUGGGGGACGCGGCCGUGGGCAAGACGUCGCUGCUGCGGCGCUACGUGGCGGGAGCGCCCGGGGCCCCGGAGCCCAAACCCGAGCCCGAGCCCGAGUGGGCGCCCACGGUGGGCGUCGAGUUCUACAGCCGCAAGCUGCAGCUGCCGGCCGGGCCGCGCGUCAAGCUGCAGCUUUGGGACACCGCGGGCCACGAACGCUACAGGUGCAUCACCAGGUCCUUUUACCGGAAUGUGGUAGGUGUCCUACUGGUCUUUGAUGUGACAAACAGGAAGUCCUUUGAACAUAUCUGCGACUGGCACCAGGAGGCCAUGGCCACUCAGGGCCCAAACAAGGUGAUCUUCUUACUGGUUGGCCACAAGAGUGAUCUGCAGAGCACUCGUGUUGUCUCAGCCCAGGAGGCAGAGGAGCUGGCUGCCUCCCUGGGUAUGGCCUUCAUGGAGACCUCUGCCAAAAAGAACUGCAAUGUGGACCUGGCCUUCAACACCCUUGCUGACGCCAUCCAGCAGGCUCUGGAGCAGGGGGACAUCAAGCUGGAGGAGGACUGGGGGGGUGUCCGGCUCAUCCACAAGGCCCAAGUCCCCAGGUCCCCCCACAGGAAGCAGCCCCCAGGCCCAUGUCAGUGUUGACUCUGGGAGGGAAAGGGUUAAACCUCUGUCAACCUCAGAAGUGCUGCUGGAAUGGGGAGUGGCAGGAUCUUUCUGGAGAUCAAAUGGCAGGAUGUAUCCAAAGGGUUAACAUAAACAGUAUCUUAGCAGUCACUCUUGGGGUCUCAGGGACUUUCUUCCAGAAAGAUUUUCUU
Molecule: messenger RNA, 842 nt
Organism: Lynx canadensis (Canada lynx)
Lineage: Eukaryota; Metazoa; Chordata; Mammalia; Carnivora; Felidae
Gene: RAB42
Product: RAB42, member RAS oncogene family
Exons: 2
Coding region: 1-669 (222 amino acids)
Cellular component (GO): Golgi membrane
Molecular function (GO): GTP binding; GTPase activity
Source: RefSeq, a predicted model, not a curated record